Microdochium trichocladiopsis is the source of this 1225-nucleotide messenger RNA. RefSeq names its product centromere/microtubule-binding protein cbf5. Gene Ontology annotation, molecular function: ubiquitin-specific protease binding; misfolded protein binding. Bases 267 to 1025 code for a protein of 252 amino acids. Gene Ontology annotation, cellular component: Hrd1p ubiquitin ligase ERAD-L complex; endoplasmic reticulum membrane. Gene Ontology annotation, biological process: endoplasmic reticulum unfolded protein response. The transcript has 3 exons. The record is from RefSeq and is a predicted model, not a curated record. Lineage: Eukaryota; Fungi; Ascomycota; Sordariomycetes; Xylariales; Microdochiaceae.
AAAUUCCAAUCGCGGACCUCGACACGCUUACCAAACUUUUCUCUCUCCUUCGACAGCCCGCGCAAUCAGGCCAGCUUGGCCUCACCAGGAUAUGAGCACUGCUGCAGCCGGCCUCCAGCCCUGCCACACCUGAGCGCCUUUUCGCACCCGCCCUGAUCUCUCAUUCUUGAGCAGUCUCUCGACGGCACGCGCGCGAUUGCACACUCUCGAACUUGACCUGCUGGACUCUCCGUCGCCACAUGCUCGACUGAGCAGUCUUCGCCAACAUGUCUGACCUUGUCGCGUACUACAUGUCCGCGCCGCCGGUUGCAAGGACAAUCGCAACGGCUGUGUUCGUUAGCUCCGUAGGCAUCUACACCGGCCUGCUUCCCAGCUACCACUUCUUCUUCCACCCGUCGCUCUUCUUUAAGCUUCUUCCGGAAGUCCACCGCGUCGUAACAUCCUUCCUCCUCACGGGUCCGCAGAUGGCUGUCCUGUUCGACACAUACUUUGUUUUCAAAUACCUGAGCCAGCUGGAAACUGGAUCGAGGUUCUCCAGAAAGGAGGACAUGAUCUGGUACCUCAUGGUCGUGGGAAGCGUAAUCAUUUUCUUGAACACCGUCUUGACGGGCGCCAUGGUGUACUUGCAGGCGCUUCUCAUCGCCUUGUGCUAUACCGCGAACUCGGAUCUGCGAGGCGCCACCGCGCACUUCUACAUCAUCACGAUUCCCGCCCAGAUGAUGCCAUAUUGUCUCUUGCUGGUGCAACUAUUGUUCCCCAACGGCUUCGAGAACCUCAAGGUCGGGCUGACUGGUCUCGUUGCUGCUCAUCUACAUGACUUUUUGACUCGCAUCUAUCCGGAGUUUGGCAACGGGCCAAACCUGAUUCCGACUCCGGCCUUCAUGUCUUACAUAAUGAGCACGCCGAGAAUCGAGAAUACGGGCUUUGGUACUGCGUUCAGACCCAAGUCCAACGCGGCGGGUAGUGGCAGUGGUCCUCUGCCAGACUCGUGGAGAAGCAAGGGGCCCGGACGCCGGCUCGGAUGAACUAGGGCCCAGAGCCAAAUAAUACAAGCGAAUUCUUACAUGCCACAAUAAUAUUAUGCAUGGUGCCGACAACUUGGCUUUAACUUGGUGAACUGGUGCAUGGUUAUCCCCGACGUAGGUUUUGCACCGAUUGAAGCAGCGUUCGCAUCAUUCCGAUGCAUGCGUACCUUACUUGAUACCUGGCUGUCCGGCGUUUGGGC